Molecule: messenger RNA, 1596 nt
Organism: Rotaria sordida
Lineage: Eukaryota; Metazoa; Rotifera; Eurotatoria; Philodinida; Philodinidae
Source: the annotation of a GenBank genome assembly
AUGUUUCGAAGAGAUCCGAUAGCAAUCAGUCCUAUAAAAGGAACUUACAUCAAUAGUUAUAAAACUCAAUCAAAAUCAAAUUAUCAUGAAUGGAUAAAAUUUUUUUUAUCUGCCUUAAUUCCAUUAAUGAUUGGUGUUUUUACAAUAGUCACAACUAUGUUACAACAAAAACUCUCUGAUCAACAGCGAGAACAGGAUAAGGAAGAUGCACGACUUUUUCGACUACAAUCUGACCAUCAAACGGACAUUUUACGACAAGAAACUGUAUUUGACACUUAUAUCGAUGAUAUUACCGCAAUUUUAAUGGAAAAUGAAGUACAACAUUUAGUGCAUAUUCGAAUAAAAACAUUAACAAGUCUUAGACAAUUGGAUCCAGAACGGAAACAACAUUUACUUUUAUUUCUUUACGAAAGUGGACUGAUUUAUCAUCAUUCUACAAAACCAAUUUCAUCUUUAUUAAGAGUUAAUUAUGUUAAUUUCAAUGAUAUUUUUUUCAAAGGAACUAUGGAAAAUCAAUGUUCAUUUCUACGUCUCUACUUACAUGAAGCUUAUUUAUCAAAUUCAUCAUUUAUAGACUGUUACAUUGAUCGUGGAAAUUUUUCGAAUGCAAUUAUGUACAAAGCAACAUUUUUCAAUACACUUUUGAUACGUUCGUCGUUUAAGUUUGCUUCACUAGUUAAAGCUAAUUUCAAUAAAUCAAAAUUGGCUGGAAUAGAUUUUUCUGGAGCAUCAUUAGUCGAAUCUAUUUUUACUGGUACACUUUGGAAAGAAGGCAAUGUUAAUUUUACGAAUGCAAAUCUAACUGGAGCAAUUAUAUCAAAUGAACAAUUACAUAAUUCAACAUUAUACAAUUGUAUUUUACCUAAUGGUACUUGGGGGCUUAUCUAUACGAAAAAUCUUGUUGUGAAUGGUGAUGUUGAACAAAAUUGUACAGCAAAUGGUAGCAAUUUUUCGUCCGGAUGGGAUGUUUCUAAUACUGGAGAAAUGAAAGUAUUUGCAUAUAGUACUCGAAAUUUGACAAAAACAUUAGGUGAAUGUUAUUUUCGAGUGAUAUCGUUCUACAAUUCAAGAAAAGUUGUAUAUGCAGUUCAAACUAUUAUACUUGAACGUUUCUCUUUAUUGAUUUCUACUGGUCUUGCUCGUUAUCAUGCAUCGGCUGAUAUUCAAUGUUUUGGAAGUCAAUAUGUUAUCAUCGAGUUAUAUUUUAUAGAUUUUAAUGGUUUACGAUAUCCAGUCGUCUCUUCAGGAUCUGUUUCUGGAACUGAAAUGGAAUCUAUUGAAAUGUCAGACAUAGUUCCUUUGGAUGUUCGUAGUGUUCGAAUGUUUAUUACAUUUAUUGUUAAGUCAAACAGCAAUUCACCUAUUGAUAAAGACUAUUGUAUUUGUGACAAUACUGGUUUUGAUUUAUUAAAUCUUCGAAUAAAAUACUCUAUUAAUAUUGAACCAUCAGUAUUGCAUAUUGAUUGUCAUGAACAUUCACUUGAAUGGGCCGAAAUAAUUUUUAUUAAUAAUGGUCUUUCCAGUUUAUCUGGAUAUGCAUAUGAACUUUUAUCAAUGAAUUGGAGUGAAUUACUAAACAUUCAAUUGUUUGAUUGA